This is a messenger RNA of Gloeophyllum trabeum ATCC 11539, 1430 nucleotides long. Its product is annotated as phospholipase C/P1 nuclease. Lineage: Eukaryota; Fungi; Basidiomycota; Agaricomycetes; Gloeophyllales; Gloeophyllaceae. Gene Ontology annotation, biological process: DNA catabolic process. Gene Ontology annotation, molecular function: nucleic acid binding; endonuclease activity. The transcript has 3 exons. Bases 76 to 1302 code for a protein of 408 amino acids. The record is from RefSeq and is a predicted model, not a curated record.
GUUGUCGUCAGGCCGCCUUCUCCAACCAGCUAAUCAUAUAGGCCGAGGAACGACGGCGAAGAGCACUACCGCACGAUGAAGCUUCACCCAAUUGGAAUGGUAUUCCUCGCGGCCGUGCCAGGCACAUUGGGAUGGGGCGCAGCGGGUCACGAAAUCAUCGCUACAAUAGCAGAAAUCUACCUCCACCCAACCGUCAUGCCGACCAUCUGUGCCAUCUUGGACGCUUCUCCGAAUUGCCACCUCGCCCCGAUCGCAAGCUGGGCAGACAGGAUCAAGUGGCAGAUGCGCUGGAGCGCGUCUCUGCACUAUGUAGGCGCGAAGGACGACUACCCUUCCGAGCGGUGCGAGUUCCCUGGUCCGCGCGGGUGGAACGGACGGGAGGGGCAUAAUGUGCUCGGGGCCAUCAGGAAUGUGACUGGAAUAUUGGCGGAAUGGGCGGACAGCAGAGAUCCGGCACGCUCUGAGACUCAGCGACGGCGAGGUGUCGGAACCGAGGCAGAGGACGAGUCGGCUAGCGAGGCGCUCAAGUUCCUCGUGCACUUUAUCGGCGACAUGCACAUGCCCCUCCACCUGACUGGGCGCGACCGCGGCGGGAACGGGGACAAGGUCACCUUCGACGGGCGUGUAACUAACCUGCAUUCGGUGUGGGAUUCGUACCUCAUCGCCCAGCGUAUCCGCACCCUCCCGCGGAACUACACCCGUCCGCUGCCCCUUCCCGAAGUCGAGCGCGUCCUGCGCGACGCGAUCUACGACCCCUACGUGCGCCGGCUCGUCUGGGAGGGCCUGGGCGAGGGCGGGCGCUGGCCAGCAGCCGAGAUGAACUCGUGGUUCGAGUGCCCGUCCGGGACGAGGAGCUGGGCCGAGACGCUGAAGCAAGCGGUCUUGGGCUACCGCGAACGGGGGGAAGACACUGACGACGACGUUCUCUGCCCGUACCACUGGGCUAAGCCCAUCCACCAGCUGAAUUGCGACUUCAUCUGGCCCGCCGCGCUCGACGAGCCGCCGUACAAGCACCUGUCGUCGUAUGCGUGUGCGGACAACGACGACGGGUGCCUCUCCCCCGAAGACGAGGUGGCGUUGCUCGAGAACGAGCCGGGAGUGCAGGGGAAACCGCAUGCGCCCUAUCUCGAGCUCGAUACGCCGGAGUAUGCGGGUCUUAUUAGGGAGGGGUGGGUCGUGGAACGAUUGGUAGCUAUGGCGGGCCUGAGGUUGGCGGGGACACUGAAUUGGCUGUUUGCGGACCUUGAGGAGGAGGGGGAUGUGAGAAGCCGGAGGUUGUGGAUCGAGAGGGUGGCGCUGUAAUUAUACAACGGGUCGAUACAUGGGACUGGAGCUUUAUCAUAGUGUAAGAGUGCAAGUGUAUUGUUCAUAGUGCUAUUGGUUCCAGAUUGGCAUGUUUGCGCGUGUAGACUAGGUCGUUCAUUGCUGAC